AUUCAGCGAAACUCCGAUAAGAGUCCAAAACUCGACGUGUUUUCGAUGGCAUUUUAUGUAUUAAAGUCUAUAGAAUCGGAUGAAUUGAUUAUAAGGACGGAAUCGGAGACUCCGUUGACAAUAGAUGUGAUUCGUGUGGGAGUGGGAGAGGUCUACGGCAGUCCUGGAGAGCAGGCCUGUGGUGUACCGGAACUGCCG
Medioppia subpectinata is the source of this 198-nucleotide messenger RNA. The record is from the annotation of a GenBank genome assembly. NCBI's taxonomy places the organism in Eukaryota, Metazoa, Arthropoda, Arachnida, Sarcoptiformes, Oppiidae.